ACUGCUUUCUCUUUGGGUCUAAUCUAAAUCCGACCUCCAUGGUGCCCUAACCCUACAUGUCCCACGCUCCCAUUGUGACGAGAGCUGCCGCCACGGCAAGACUUUCAGAUCUCGCGGCCGCCGACCUCUAGCCCUACCCCGUGUGACGAGAGCUGCCGCCGCCGUUGCCGGAAGACGCAGCGAUAGCAGGGUUGGGCGGUGGAUUCAUUGGAGGAGAGGCAAAAGGGCUAGGAUGGCUCGGCCGGAUGAUCGUUCCAUCCAUCGGAACCCCCAUUUAGGAGCGGUCGACCCUUACGGGAUUCAUGAGAUUCGGGGGCCUCUUAUGGUCGGCGGGGUGGAAUUCCUUAUCCGAGCGACUGGCUUGUAUCGUGACGUUAACGUGCGCCGGAAACUCUCCUCGAAGCAGCGAUUUGAAGCCUUUUUGCAAUUUCGAGAGCAGGGGUUCAAAAUCUUUGCAACCGAACUGGUUUCUGCGUCCAAAUAUCCUGUUGAUUUGGUUCUCCUCAGCGAUGUGGAUGGACAGAGAUUUCGAAACGAUUACUGGUUUCAUUACAUACUGUUCCGUGACAAAAGUCAUCAUUUCAUUGUGAAUGAUCAAAGUACCGAAAUUGGGGUUGACCACAACUCAUCUAAAGUAACUUCUGGUGAUGAAAGUAAUUUGAUCAAUGAUUACAAGAAGAAUAAAGAAUCACGUUUGCGGAAAUUGCAUUUUACUCGGAAAUAUUUUGCAUACCGGAAAGGUCUUCUGAAGCUUGACAGUAGUCAGUUCAACAAUGAUCCUGAAAAAACUGUAGAAUGGCUUAAAUCUUCAACUGGAUGGUCUGAGCUGCUAGAUGAGGGGCUAAGGCGUGGUUUAAAGAGCCACAUGGACUUUCUGAAGGAACAGAAGAUGAGUAAAAUGGACCAACGUUCCAUAUCUGAGUCUGAAAAUGUAGCUUUGGAGAGGAUCAAUGCGGAGCUGGCUUCGGAACUGGAGAAAAGGCUCGAUACCUCUGACUGGGCGGCGCUCAUGGGUCAUUACUACAACCGCAUGAAAGUACGGAAUCUUGCAAGAGUAUGCUCUAUUCAAGCACAAGCGACCGGAGUUAUUCUGGUUAAGCAGGCUCUACCUGCAAGAGAAAUUUGUAAGGAAAAGAUUGUAUCCACAAGUCCAGAGGUUUUGAAGUUUCCUUUGAUGAAACAAACAGUGAAUCAGUCGCUCGAGGGUUGCUUGGGCUCCCUGCGUCGUAUACAUGAGAAAUUUGGAAGGGGUGUUUCUCGUCGUGUGGCGCUUCUUACUCUCAUUCCUUUUGGUGCAACGCUUGCAACAAUUGGUGGCAUGUACAGUAAGCGCUACGGAUGAAGGCUGCGAAUUGGAGUUGCAGCUAAAUUGUAUCUUGCCUUCCUAUAUGUCA
This is a messenger RNA of Phragmites australis (common reed), 1394 nucleotides long. RefSeq lists its product as uncharacterized. The transcript is spliced from 10 exons. The coding region runs from base 233 to 1342 and encodes 369 amino acids. The record is from RefSeq and is a predicted model, not a curated record. NCBI's taxonomy places the organism in Eukaryota, Viridiplantae, Streptophyta, Magnoliopsida, Poales, Poaceae.